AUGCUUGGUUAUCAGUGCCCCGGGUUCCAGCAGACAUUGCGCUGGUCAACGAAAUACGAGCGGCCCCAGAAGACAACCUCGGCAGAUACAACCAGCAGCCAGUCAAACGAGGUUGACACUCUGCAAUACCAAGGCCAACCGAAUGAUGAUAAGCUCAGCUUCAGAACAAACCGCGAAACUGAUAUUUCAAGCGUCUCCGAUACCUCAUGUAAUGGACUCAACGUGGCCGUGAGCACUAGUCCCCCCUGGCCGCCUGAUUUUCCCAUAAGGGUGCAAUCCACGGCCCUUGAUCCCAGCGUGUGUCUAGACUCCAGUGACACGUGGGGCAAGACAUCCUUCCCCAUAGAGCCUGACUUCUUAGAAGCGUAUGAAGAGUAUCAAGAGGAUGCUCCACUGAGCCCAAGGAUUUUGCAGGCUCCUAUCGAUCUUCCAACUAUGCUGAUUGAACACUGGUUUGGCCACAUUUGCCCACUGUGGUCCACAUAUGAUUCUGAGAUCAGCUACAAUCGUCAACUGGCUUGGAGUUCAUGGAGCACGUCGAGGGCGGUUUUUUAUACCAUCCAAACGAUGUCCGCCGCCCGCCUUUCGGUCAGUACGCCCCGGCUCUGGGGCAUCGAGGCAGCCUUGCGAUCCCAAGCAGUCGCAGCCAUCGAUGAAGCCAUCUACCUAGCACGCCGUUCGCAGUCACCAAAAGUCCAGCCCGACCUUGUCUACGCGGUAUUCACGUUGGGCAAUUCGUUGGAUUGCACGCUAGCGUCUCGCUCAGAAUAUCGUUGGCUGGAAUCUGCUCGCGAGUUACUUUCAAUCUGGGGAGUGGAGCUACCAACUUCAAACGUGCCACUCCAUGCGUACUUCUGCCAAGCAUUGGGCUACUGGGAAAUGCUAAUGGCGGCAGCCGGGCGUGGUUCAAUCCCUGCAAGGUUGGAGAAAAGGCGACAAUCUUACAAUGUGAGGCUUUGGCAGGCAAUGGGAAUUUCAGGGUGCAAUGCGAAUGCGGUUCCCAUUGAGUCACUGCCAUGUGAUCUGGGGCAGAGCCUUUUGGGGACCAGGCCUAACUCAUGGUCUGGCAUUUCAAAUGAGGUUGUAGAUGUUUCCGGGCAGGUAUUGGCCCUGUGCUAUAAUGUUAGUCAUCAAAGGAAGAAUACGGCAGGCUUCACGACCUUACUAGCGUGCGAAAUACUUUCCAACUUUUCUCUGGCACACGACCUUCAAAGAGAGCUACUGGCCAUGGACUUCGAGACCCUGGUUCUCAUGGAUGAAAUUCAAGGGUUUCCCGUGCAGACGCAGGACGACAAUACCCCCAUCGCUCAUCUGGUGCAAACUGCCGAAGCAUACCGUCAAGCAGCCUUGCUACAGCUACAUCUCGCUUUUAGUGACCUUGAAAGGGUGCCACGAGGGGCGCCUCAAGGCUUGACCGGAAGAUUGCCUGCCGAAGCGAUAGACAAUAUUUCUGAGCAUCGGGCGUCUCGAAGAGAGUAUCUCCUUUCACUGACCCUAGACCUUGUUGCUACACUCGAGCAAAUCCCUCCUCAAUCGGGCUCAAGGUCUAUCCAUUUGAUAUUAUAUCUUUCCGCAGCCACGGGCCUCAAAUUUGAAGUCCUUUUUCAGUCGGGGGACAUCUCCGACGGGAACGGCGAAGGAGCCGGGCGGCUAUCCUCGGGCACCACGUGGGGUUCCCUCGGGAUGGAUCCAUUUUCGUCUGGUCUACCGACUUUGAAUGUACCCGAAAUAACUAGUCCCUCCACAUUCGAUAUCAGAGAUACUACGGAUACAGUCAUUCCGCGAUCAACUCUGGAAACGUCCAGGGCGAGAGACCUUGUCCUCACGCGACUCAGUAGCCUCCAACAGACACUGCCUCAUCGACGAAUGGACGACACGCUACAAUUUGUGAAAGCCAUAUGGGAGGAGUAUGAUAGCCGGAACGCAGAUAGUUCCAGCAUUGUCCAUUGGUUGGACAUGAUGCGCAAAAAAGGCCUAGUAGUAACAUUGUGGUAA
Messenger RNA from Penicillium antarcticum, 1995 nucleotides. RefSeq lists its product as uncharacterized. Gene Ontology annotation, cellular component: nucleus. Gene Ontology annotation, molecular function: DNA-binding transcription factor activity; transcription cis-regulatory region binding. Bases 1 to 1995 code for a protein of 664 amino acids. The record is from RefSeq and is a predicted model, not a curated record. Gene Ontology annotation, biological process: positive regulation of transcription by RNA polymerase II. Lineage: Eukaryota; Fungi; Ascomycota; Eurotiomycetes; Eurotiales; Aspergillaceae. The transcript has a single exon.